UUACUUUGUCUGUUGACGCGUUUCUACAGCAAGCAGAAGACGCGCUUAGCAACAAGCUAAGAAAGCAUAUCUGUGGAACUCCUAAAGUCGAGCGCGCGCGCGCGCGCACUCACACACACUUUCCGACUUCUGUCUGGAGAGACAUUUUAGAGAAGAAACGUGCUGCCAAUGGCGUAAGUUUACUCACUGUACUAAAAAAAAACGACACAAGCGGUUUCUCUGGUAGAGAAGCGAAUAGUUAGCCUGAUGCUAACGUCUGAGGAAAAGUACCAAGUGUCUACCUAGUUAGUAGUAAUCGACCGUUAUUUCACACUUUCGACCAUUGGGAUGGUGCUUUUGAUCGACGGAAGUCUUCCUACCGCGAAAGGGCUGAAGAGAGAGCAACACUGGAGCUGUUGGAUUUGGACCCCAACUCUUUCAGGGAGCGGCGCUCAUGUGGAUGUGUGUUUUUGUUCUGCCGCAAGCUGACGGAAACGCGUUGUCUGUCUGUCUGUUUGUUUUUAAUCCCUAGCUAGACUUUCCAGUCUUUGCAAUAAACACCGCGUUUUCAGAAGACUUGUUUCUGGGAUACAUUAUUCUGUAUAACGCUUCCUUUAUGCUACAAGUUGCGUUUAGCGUUUCGUCCAUCUUCCUGGCUUUGAGCCAGUGCUAACUACACUGGCUUAGCUGAGAGGAUCUGGCCUGUAAACACUCUCGACACUCUGAACUCUGCGAUCGAGCUGUAAAUGAUUAUGGCUCUGUUGUGCAUCUCACUGGACCGGACUGACAUCUAACUGAAGCUUCGACGUUCUGAUUCGGAUUCGAAUAGAUUCCUAGACAUGGCCUGAAGCUGUACAGAUUAAUCCGGUUAAUGCAAAUCCUUUUUGUUUUGUUAACACCUAUUUAAAAGAGGAACUCCUGAGAAGAAACUAAAAAAGGAAAGCAUUUAAUGUUGGCCUUAAUAAUUCUCCACAAGCAUGAUGAUACUGAACAGGAAACCAGAUGGUCCGGUCACAGCAGCUCGACAUGGGGACGGUCUGUAUGACUCGUAUAUGCGCACGGACCACAUCGUGAACGAGGAAGCUGAGCUGAUUGGAAGGAGCCCUGGUGCCCUGCCCCCAUUACACAAACACACAGCUGUGAAUAAGCCAACGAUGAAGGAUCACCUUGGGGUCCGAGGAGGACAGAUAAAGAUAAAGUACCUAUAUGAGGAUUCAUACAACCGUAAGGCCAAUGGCGUGAGCCAGCACAAUGGUACCAGCCAAACCUCCGGCAAGCCCCAGUCUGUUCUCUCCAAAGGGCGGAGCAUGGAAAGCAACAGUUCAGCCAAGUCUUCUGAAAGCUCAGUGAAGCCAACCAAGCUGGGGGGUCCCCUAACCCCAGAACAAGCAAUAAAGCAGUAUAGGCAACAGCUGAAUACACUAGAACAACAGGAGAUCCUCAGUUAUCCGGAGAUCUACUUUGUUGGACCAAAUGCCAAGAAGAGGCAAGCAGUUGCAGGUGGUUCUAACAACUCUGGAUACGAUGAUGAUCAGGGAGGAUAUGUCCAUGUUCCACACGACCAUAUUGCCUAUCGGUAUGAGUUCCUAAAGUUAAUCGGUAAAGGAAGUUUUGGUCAAGUAGCGAAGGUUUAUGAUCACAAGUUACACCAGCAUAUUGCUCUCAAGAUGGUGCGCAAUGAGAAACGCUUCCACCGGCAAGCAGCAGAGGAGAUCCGUAUCCUGGAGCACCUGAAAAAGCAGGACAAGACAGGCAGUAUGAACGUAGUCCAUAUGCAAGAGAACUUUACCUUCCGCAAUCAUAUCUGCAUGACCUUUGAGCUGCUCAGCAUGAAUCUGUAUGAACUAAUCAAACGCAAUAAAUUCCAGGGCUUCAGCCUGCCUCUAGUACGCAAGUUUGCUCACUCGAUCUUGCAGUGUCUAGAGUCUCUGCACCGCCAUAAGAUCAUCCACUGUGAUCUAAAACCAGAGAACAUCCUUCUCAAGCAGCAGGGUCGGAGUGGUAUCAAGGUCAUUGACUUUGGCUCCAGUUGCUUUGACCACCAGCGUGUCUAUACCUAUAUUCAGUCCAGAUUUUACAGAGCACCUGAAGUCAUUCUAGGCUCCCGCUACGGCAUGCCCAUAGAUAUGUGGAGCUUUGGCUGCAUUCUUGCUGAACUCCUGACAGGGUGCCCCCUCUUUCCUGGUGAGGAUGAGGGUGACCAGUUGGCCUGUAUGAUGGAGUUAUUGGGCAUGCCCACCCAGAAGCUUUUGGAACAGGCGAAGCGUGCCAAGAACUUCAUUAACUCCAAAGGACACCCGCGUUACUGCACGGUCAGCACACUUGGUAAUGGCAGCUUGGUGAUUAACGGGAGUCGCUCCCGGCGAGGCAAGAUGAGGGGUCCCCCAGGCAGCAAGGAGUGGGUGACGGCACUCAAGGGCUGUGAUGACGCUAUCUUUAUUGACUUUCUGAAGAAGUGUCUGGACUGGGAACCCAGUACUCGCAUGACACCGAUUUUGGCCUUGCGACACCCCUGGCUCUACAAGAGGCUACCCAAGCCUGUGCCUGGUGGAGAGAAGACCUUGGUACCUAAGCGGAUUACUGAGCAUAGCACUUCCUUCCCCAGCAUUGUCCCUAAGGUUCCCCCAGCAAUGGGCCCAAUCAGCAACAAACUGAGGACCAACAUGAUUGGGGACUCUGGUGGGAAUAUACCGUUGCGUACAGUGCUACCAAAGCUCGUUUCAUAGAGCCGAUCUCCUUUUCAGGGAUAAAAACACUGUAGCAAAGUUUUUAAUGUUGGAAUUAAGUUUGAUUUUGUUUGCUUUUUAAAAUAACGAGUGGCAAUACUCCUCAGUGUUUUGAUGUCAGUUUUUAAAAAAAAAAAUGAAGCACAAAAAGAUAAAUUUUUUAUAUGGCAGUUAAAAAGUAGAGUUUUCUUUUUUCUUUCUUCAAAUGGCCUUUGAAAGGGCAUUUGAAGAGUAAAGAAUAUAAUUUUGUUUUUACACUAUUUGCAGGAACGGAAUGCUACUCAAGUGCACAAUGGGUGAAGAUACUAUGUUUGUACCCUUACGGGGUUUACAUUAUUUCUGCUUUUUUAAGGGCUGCCUUUUUAAUUCUAUACUGUCAAGAGCUUAGAAAAAAAUGCUGGGUGUUUUGAAUGCUCUUAAAAUUUAAUCAUGACUUCUGAGAUGUAUCUAUAGCAAUGAGCUUUACUGGAUUACCAGAGGUUUCAGCAAUCCUCUGAUUUCGCAAAGUAAUUGUAUUUCAUUAUUUUAUUUUUUCAUUAUUACAAUCAUCUUGAGCUUCUGAUUAUCUUCUCUUUCUGUUCAUAAUCAGGACACUAGAGCAAGAAUCGUUCUGUCCUCGUGUGUUUUAGUCUAAAUCACUCUGCCAGAAUGAACCUGCAUAUUGUCUGUCUUAAGCAGGGAGAUUUGAAUUUUCUUCUUUUCUUUUCUACCAAGAACCUGUUGCAAAAGACAGUGUAGAUGCCCCUGAGAUUAUAAGGAAGUUAGUUGGGAGCAGCCGAGUGCAUCAGGGUUGGGCGGAAGUUUUUUGAAAGUUGUAAGUCAAGUUGUACUCGAAAGAAAUAAGCAAGAUGACGUGUGGGCUUGUAUUUGUGCAGUCCAAAUGUUUGCAUAAUCAAGCAAUGGUUGUGUCCUAGGGAUCUAUGUUCCUGGCCAUGAUAUCUCAACCAUUAAUUGCUGGAUUUAGAUUAAGGACAAACCAAUCAGGGAGCUUUUUUUUUUUUUUUUACAACUUUGAAACCUGCUGUUGGUGUCUUCUGACUCAGAUCUACACUGUGACCUGAUUUUUCUCUCCCUUGUUUUUUUAUACUCUUUUCCGUGUUAACACUAAAAGCUUCCUCUUCAUGCUCCUCAUGCUCUUGACUGCACCACAGAGCAUGUGUCCAUGCAAAUUUUUACUUGUAGGGAAGAGCUUUUGAUAACCACAGAAGCAAUGCUGUUUGUUGACACUGCCAUGACUUCUCACUCCUGCUGGCCAUGAAACUGACACGGAUUGAUUUAAAGGCUAGUUUUACAAGACAGACUGGGUGGUAUUAAAAAAACAACAAAAAAGAAUGCCAUAGAGUCCUGUAUUUGUAUACCAGUGUCAAACCACCUCUUUCUUGGGUCUUCCCCUCCUUUAGGUAUGCAUGAUGAUACAUGGCAAGGUGCUACAAAGCAUGACAUUUACUUUUGUUUGAUAGAUCCUUUUAUCCUAAUUGACUUCAGACAAGAUGCAAACCAAGCAGCCCAAAUGGUCCUUAUCUCGGUUCUCUCACAGCACCCUAAAAGGUUCCUCAAUCGCAUCACUUCUAUUUCUAUGUCUUAAAUUUUAGACAAAUGUAACCCUUACCCAACCCUUCAUUCUGAGUGUAGAGGCAAGCACAGAUUAAUACCAUAGUCUUGUCUGUAAAGUCAAUGAUCAUGACCAGCAAUCAACAAGAAGUGCUUCUGGAGUUUAAAAGUGUACAGAAUGUUCAGCCUUUGUUAGUCUACCUCUUAAUUACCCCUCUCGGGUUCUGGUAAGAUCUCAAACGUUCAUCGUAAAGUCAAAGUUGUUGCGUUUUGCUUGUGACUUCACUUCAACGUGAAUCUUUCCCUAAUUUCCUUCUCAUCUUUGGUCCGCUCCCUAGACAGAACUCCACUCCUUUCCUUUAGUUGAGUGCUCUACACAUUGGCUUACUUCAGUGAUCAGGACGUUUUUGUUUUUUUUUACUUCUUCUGUGUGUCAUUUUUAACCUCAACAUCAUUACCAGUUUGCUUGAAAAUCAAAAAGAGAAUGAAAUGACACAUUUGUGUGAUUUCCCUCCUGUGAUGUGUGUGUGUGUGUGUAGCCAUUUGCGUCAGUAAGUGUAAAAAGACUGAACGAUGAGAAUUGUGUCCAUAAAGUAACCAAAUGUGCUUGCAUUAGUUUUUUUUUAAAGAAGAAUAAAAUCGAUAUUAACUACAA
Messenger RNA from Tachysurus fulvidraco (yellow catfish), 4911 nucleotides. It is a transcript of the gene dyrk3, whose product is annotated as dual specificity tyrosine phosphorylation regulated kinase 3. Gene Ontology annotation, cellular component: nucleus. The transcript is spliced from 3 exons. Gene Ontology annotation, biological process: cytoplasmic stress granule disassembly; peptidyl-threonine phosphorylation; peptidyl-serine phosphorylation. Bases 957 to 2705 code for a protein of 582 amino acids. Lineage: Eukaryota; Metazoa; Chordata; Actinopteri; Siluriformes; Bagridae. The record is from RefSeq and is a predicted model, not a curated record. Gene Ontology annotation, molecular function: protein serine/threonine kinase activity; ATP binding; protein serine/threonine/tyrosine kinase activity.